GCUCAGAACAAGGAUCAUCAGAACAAACGCAGCCUGUACAUGAUGAUCUGCGAAAGAGCCGGCCGAGACAAGAUGCGGGCCAUUUGUAGCAAGAGAACAAAAAUAUCAUGUGGAGAUCUAGCAACGUCAAUGAUGAGGAUCACAAAACAGGAUCUAUACCUGAAUACCGAUCCAAAAAUCAAAGUUCACACUUCUGAUCCGUAGUUUGUCUUCACAGAUUAUUUACAAAACCGCACAUGCAUUCAAUAAAUCUUCAACCUGCAAAUCAUGAAUGUUUUCUCCAGGACCGGAGGUGCAGCUUCCCCUCUUAGCUCUAUCCCCUGAGCAUUUCAUCUUUCGUGUAGCUACCUCGUAGCGAAAGAAUUGUGUAACGUGUAGCACAGAUAUCAAACUUGAACUGUUACAUCACUUGCGACUUUAUCUUUCUCUAUCCCGACUUCUUAUUGCUUCUUCCAAAAACAAAUUCCGAGUUUAUUUUCCAUUUCUAAAGCGAAACCUUUACUAGCAUCGAAAAUCAUGACUCGCGAAAAGGCGUUGGAACACAAGGCCCUUGGCAACAAGGACUUCACGGCUGGAAACUUUGCGGAGGCUGUCACGCAUUUCACGAAUGCGAUCGCGGAAGACGCGACGGACCACGUUUUUUACUCAAACCGAUCGGCGUGCUACUCCUCCCUCACUCAGUAUGACAAAGCGCUUGCCGACGGAACCAAAUGCGUAGAGCUGAAGCCGGAUUGGGCAAAAGGGUACCUGCGUUUCUUGAUCUACGUUCUUAUCUUUCCGGUGCAUAAUUCAUACACUUUUGAUGGACGAUAAAGGAAUUAUAGUACUUGCAGUUGUACCAGGCCGUUUGUUCUGUAUGGAGAGGACACUAGAGUAAGUAGAAACACUUGCACUGGGCGCUUUGGGAUGAUAAAUAGACAAUAGCGCUUCGGGAUCACAGUCUCGUCCUCGUCUUCUCACCACAGGUACACGCGCAAGGGCCUCGCCGAAUACUUCUUGAAGAAAUACGACGAGGCUGAGGCUACCUAUGCCGCCGGCCUGAAGCUCGCACCAGAAGACAAGGGGCUGCUCGAGGGCUUGGAAAAAGUGAAGAGCGCAAAAGCAAACGCUGCUGGGGGUACAUGAUUUUUUUGCUCAUUGGUUUGCGUUGUAUCUCAACUUAGGUAGUGGUGGAAUUGUGCAUCAUGACGAAAAUCUUGCAGUGCGCGUGCGCACUUGUUUGCAUCGCAUCAUCUUCCCGGUAAAUCAAUUCCCAAUCUACAAUGCGCACAUCAGAGGUGGAUUUGUUCAACUUUGAUUUGCAUGUCGAAUGCAAUAGUCGCUGAACAACACAGCAGGUGAUGGCGGUAACCCGAUGGCAGGCUUGGACAUGAAUGCGUUGAUGCAGGCCAUGCAGCGCAACCCGAAAAUUGGCACGUAUCUGCAGGACAAGGAGCUGAUGUCUAAGUUCAAGAUGCUGUUGCAGGCCCAGCAAAACCCGCAAUUGCUGCAAGCUAUGAGCGGCGAGCUCAUGAAAGACCAGCGACUAUUGGAACUCUUCAUGGCCAUGCAAGGUACGUAAACGUAUGUUCUUGAUAAUUAUUUACUCAUACAUUACGCUAGUACAUGAUUUUUUUUUUGCAUGCGUUUUGUGGACAUGGGCACCAUCUCAAAAGAAUUUAGAAUGCAUUCGCGGCGCUAGAAGGCUUGUAGUAAAGACAAAAACCCGCACAAUUGCAAGUGCGAUGAAAGCUCGACAAAAAACCGACAGGUAUGGACAUGCCGGAGCAGAAAGAACCUUUUGCGCCAGAAGAGCGAAAGCCCGCCGCCGCGGCCGCUGCAGCAGCGAAAAAGCCAAAGGUGGAGGAGAAAAAGGACGAGAGAACGCCUGAGCAAAAAGAAGCCGAUGCGUUCAAAGACGAGGGCAACAAAUUGUACUUACCUGCGAUAUUGAUUAUUGCUUUUGGAUUUGGAAAUUCGUUCAUAACGCACGUCGUUCAUAACGCAAAGCCACUACUUGCUGCAUUUUUCCGCAUCGCAUAGGUAUGUUUAUUUCCCUGUGUAGUUUGCUUCGACGAAGGCGAAGCUGAGGCCUAAAGUCAUAGAACUCGUCGUCCCACCUCUUUUCAGGUACAAAGCGAAGCAGUUCGACGAGGCUAUUGCGCAGUACGACAAGGCUUUGGAAAGUUUGGAGGACCUAUGGAUUGCAAAUAUGUCUGGGUCUGGAAGGUUUCAACUCGUCAUACUAAUUCUGGAUCAUGUAAAAAUCUGUGUUGCAUGAUUACCAAAAGCUGUCCACUUUCGACCAAGUUGGCAGGGAUUUUCUCUCGCAGGAUAGGCAUGGUAGGGAUCUCACAGAAUCUGUCAUGCUAGGUGCUGCAUUCCAGACGACAUGGAUCAUGGAAAAUCUGCAUGACAAGUAUCGGAAUCUCCCAGACCCAGACAUUUUUGCAGUUGAUAGGACCUCACCUAUUACAACAACAAGGCUGCGGUGCUUCUCGAGCAGAAAAAGUUCGAGGAGUGCGUAUCGAAAGGAAAAAUCCCCCCUCCCCAUAUCAAGUCGAAAUUUCUGAUGCUGGAUUUGCGUACACAAAUCCGAUUUGUCUUGCAGUAAGGCAUUUCAGCCACAUCAUCGGCCUAGGUAGGGGCGCUGGGUCUAGUUGCUUAGCAUUGCAAACGGCUGUCCCCUAGGCGCAACAGCAUGCCAAGUCGCUUCCUGAAUGGCGCGGAAGCCUCUGCACUUGUCUUCUUGCAAGACAGACGAGAUUUGCGACCUCAAAUCAGCAAUACAAAUUUGCAGAAACAUUACCUUUUCGAUAUGGGGAGGGGGAGUUUUUCCUCUCGAUAGUGCGAAACGCUGCUGAAGUCCGUCCUCGAGCGGCGGUACGACAUCAACAGCGCCAACCCGGGCACCGCCAGCUUCGAGAAGGUCGGGAAAGUGCUGAACCGACUCGCGGUGUGCCACGCCAAGCAGAAGAAGUUCGACACGGCGAUCGAGUACUACGAGAAGUCGCUCGCGGAGGACAACAACCGAACCACGCGGGCGGCGCUGGCAGACCUGAAGAAGGACAAGUUGAAGUUUGAGAAGGAAGCGUACGUGGACGUAGACAAGGCGGAGGAGCACAAGGAGAAGGGCAACGCUUUUUUCAAAGAGAACAAGUUUGUCGACGCAAAGAAAGAGUACGACGAGGCGUGCCGGCGGAACCCGAAGGACGCGAAACUGUUCUGCAACCGGGCGGCGGCCUUGACGAAGCUCAUGGCACACCCGGACGCACUGAAGGACCUGGAGGAAGCGGUGAAACUGGACCCGAACUAUGUGAAGGCCUACAGCAGAAAGGGAGCCUGCCACUUCUUCAUGAAAGAGUACUGAUAUGCUGAUUGAUUUGCCAUACUGCUGUUUUAUUUAGGGUCUACCACACAUAGCGCACAUGCGUGAUUUUGUCUUCACGUUGCAAGGUGAGGAGCCAGGUGGUUGUGUUUGCACGAGGCCUUGCAGUUAAGUUAAAGUACUAGCUCGUCAAGCGAACACCGUGAAAACCAAAACUAUGAAAAAAUUAUUGUGACCACAACAGCUACAACAAGGCCCUGGCGGCCUACGAAUCCGGUUUGAAACUGGAUCCCAACGACGAGGGGUGUAAGAAGGGACGCAUUGACGUUAUGAUGAAAAUCCAGUCGGCCUCGAGGGGUGGCGACGCCCCGGACCAGCAGCAGGUACAGGAGGCCAUGAAGGACCCAGAAAUUCAGGCGAUUCUGAAGGACCCACAAAUGAACCUGAUUCUCCAGGAAAUGCAGGCGAACCCGGCCAGCGCCCAGGAAAUGAUCAACAAGGACCCAAAAAUCGCCAACGCCAUCCAGAAACUCAUGGGCGCAGGGAUAUUGAGGAUGGGCUAAAAACGGAUCACAUGCAAAUGAUAGAUCACCUGCUGCAAGUUUGUGCCUGAGCAGCAGGAGGAGACGAUGCCAUGGGGCGGCGCAGGAACAUCAUCAAAUCUAACGACACGAGGAGUCCUCGAGCUGGGGUCGACGCGGCCUGGUGCAUACGACCGCGGCGAUAUGAAUGCCGGGGGACGCAGUUCCAGUCUUUUUGACUAGUCUCGCCCCAAGGAGUAGCACUGCAGGCACAGGCAGAGAUGUUGAAAUGAUGUCAAUUUAAGUACUCAUAUGAAGCAUCAUCGAUCAUGUAAGUGCAACUGAACACAAAAAAAUCGUAAUGUACCCGGCG
Molecule: messenger RNA, 4201 nt
Organism: Amoebophrya sp. A120
Lineage: Eukaryota; Dinophyceae; Syndiniales; Amoebophryaceae
Source: the annotation of a GenBank genome assembly